Jaminaea rosea is the source of this 804-nucleotide messenger RNA. Its product is annotated as Fe-Mn family superoxide dismutase, variant. The transcript has 2 exons. The coding region runs from base 33 to 704 and encodes 223 amino acids. Gene Ontology annotation, molecular function: superoxide dismutase activity; metal ion binding. Gene Ontology annotation, biological process: superoxide metabolic process. Gene Ontology annotation, cellular component: mitochondrion. Lineage: Eukaryota; Fungi; Basidiomycota; Exobasidiomycetes; Microstromatales. The record is from RefSeq and is a predicted model, not a curated record.
ACCAUUCACCACAUUCGUACCAUUCACUCAUCAUGAUCCGCACUGCUCUCGCUCGCUCCACCGCAGCCGCCUCGGCCGCUUCGAGGUCCACUGUCGCAUCGCUGCGCAUGAAGCACACCCUCCCCAAGCUCCCCUAUGACUACAAUGCCCUCGAGCCCGCUAUCUCUGCUCAGAUCAUGGAGAUCCACCACUCCAAGCACCACAACACCUACGUCAACAACCUCAACGCCGCAGAGGAGACCCUUUCCAACGCCCUGGCAAAGAAUGACGUCAAGGGAACCAUCGCAUCUCAGUCGGCCAUCAAGUUCAACGGAGGUGGGCACGUCAACCACUCGCUGUUCUGGCUCAACCUGGCGCCUGAGAAGGAAGGUGGAGGCAAGCUUGUUGACGGUCAGCUCAAGGCUGCGAUCGAGAAGCAAUUCGGUGGUCUUGAUGAGCUCAAGAAGAAAGUCAACGCUCAAGCUCUCGCAAUUCAAGGCUCCGGCUGGGCCUGGCUCGGGUACGACCCCUCGACCAAGUCCCUCGACAUUGUCACCACAAAGGACCAGGACCCCCUCCUCUCCCACGUGCCUCUCGUCGGCAUCGACAUGUGGGAGCACAGCUACUACCUGCAGCACCAGAACAACAAGGCGGCUUACCUCGAGAAUGUCUGGAAGGUCGUCAACUGGAAGACUGCUGAGGAGAGGAUGAAGCAGGCCAACUGAGCCAGCAGAUAGAGAUAUGGCGAGAGGGACGCAGAGCUACACGUCCCGUCGGCCUCGUGAAAUGUCUGCACCGCUGAGAGAUAGGAAUGCAAAGUGUACG